UAGCACUCGGAAUAUUCAUCGCUUUCCACAGUCACUAAAUUUAGGAACUGUGGAAUCGGCACACCAAAAAUUAAUAAAGCCAUUAUAAAAUUCCCUAUAUGCUGCAUGGAAACCAUAGCGUGUGUUCUAUGGAGCAUAAAAAUCAACGCUUGGACAAGCUCAUCUUCUCUGUUAUAAUUGUUGCAUCUUAUAUGUAUAUAAUUGAAUACACUUUCAAGGGACUAUAUUGGACAUUUGUAAUCAUUGUUUCUGGAUGGAGCAUGAUAACAAUAUUUAUUCUUCUAAAGAAUAGAUAUGAAACGGAUUCCACGAGUAUUGGAGUGUCAACGUCUUAUAGUCGUUGGACGAACACCUUUCCAUCGAUUGGAAUAUGUUUAUCCAAAGCUCGGAUAACUGAUGACUUUACGGACGCUGUUAAUAAACGUUUUCCUGGUGGAAAACAACCUUACACAUAUGUAAGAACUUUAUACGAUUACCUCUUUAUAAACCCAAACAACUUAUACAUAAAGCCGGAUCAUUGCAAGGAACUAAAUUCCACAUGUGGAGUUGAUAUUUUGGAGAUGAGAAGAGAGUUAUUCCCGACGUCGUGUAGGGAUUUUUUGGACAAAAUUUACUUUGCUGGAAAACUGCUCCCCGACUGCGAAAAAAUAUUUAAGUUUCAUGAACUAGAAAUGGGUUAUUGCUUUCUUGCCAACAAUUUAAUGGACUAUGAAAGUACCGAAAAAAUGCCUUUGUUAUAUUCGUCAUUGGACAAAUACCGGAAUCUACGAUUGGUGUUGAAAAGUGGCCUAGUAUAUCGCUAUGAUUUAUAUGUUCACAGUCCCGAGGAUCUACCCUAUUUUAAUGCGGUAACCUAUGCUAUUAACGAGGAGCCUAUGAUACAUAGUUUUAAUGUCGAGGAGAUUCAUAAUCACGAUGGUGUCAUUUAUGAGCCAGUUUCUCAACGGCUUUGUAAAUUUCCCAGUGAAAGUUCUAUCAAGGGACUUCCAUAUAGUUUUUCUAUAUGCAUGUCUCUUAUUCGAAGUGAAAUUGAGAUGAAGAUCUGUAAUUGCACUCUAUUUAGUCAUAAAGAUUUUAGUGCAAUGAACUAUUGUGGAGUCAAGGAAAUUUCCUGCUUGGAAACAGGAAAACUUGCAGAAAAGGUUAAGAAUUAUGUUGGAAAUAAUAUCGUUUGUUUACCAUCCUGCGUAGAGCAGCAGAUAAGCCCCGUCGGGUCCAGAGAGAAAAGAAGUAAAAUAGACGAAACUGAGGGUCAUGUAGUCGAAAUCGAAAUAGCAUCUCCGCCGGCUGCCAGAUAUUACAGAACUGUCACCCAGACCAAACUUGAUUUAAUAGUUGGCAUUGGAAGUGUUAUAGGACUCUUUUUCGGCGCAUCUUUACUUAACCUUUUGGAAAUAAUAUCAUUUUUUUUCAAAAAAUUUAAAACAAUGGUUGUAGGUUAGAACUUUAGAUGUUAUCAACUUUUCAAUUUCGCAGCGGCUUUUACAUGUUAUUUUACUCCCACAAAUAAAAUAAAUAUAUUCUGCAAAGACAAA
Messenger RNA from Drosophila rhopaloa, 1535 nucleotides. RefSeq lists its product as uncharacterized. Gene Ontology annotation, cellular component: membrane. Gene Ontology annotation, biological process: sodium ion transmembrane transport. The record is from RefSeq and is a predicted model, not a curated record. Gene Ontology annotation, molecular function: ligand-gated sodium channel activity. The transcript is spliced from 11 exons. NCBI's taxonomy places the organism in Eukaryota, Metazoa, Arthropoda, Insecta, Diptera, Drosophilidae. Bases 99 to 1442 code for a protein of 447 amino acids.